GCGCGCCGCUGAGCUGCCCGUCCGCCCGCCCGCGCCCCGACCCGGCUCGGGCUCCCGCCGGUCCGCCCUGCCCCGCCCCGCAGCGGGAGCCCGCAGGCGCGGAGAGGCCGCGCCGCACCUCCAGGGUGCCCUCAGAGACCAGAAGAGGGAUCCGAUCCCUUGUAAGUGGGGUGUGACGACCGUGAACUACCCCGUCUUCAACAUGGCGGACGAUGAUCCAUAUGGAACUGGGCAAAUGUUCCAUUUGAAUACUGCUUUGUCUCAUCCAAUAUUUAAUACAGAAUUAUAUGCACCAGAAAUGCCACUGUCAACAGAUGGCCCAUACCUUCAAAUAUUAGAGCAACCAAAACAGAGGGGAUUUCGAUUCCGCUAUGUGUGUGAAGGCCCAUCACACGGCGGGCUUCCAGGAGCCUCAAGUGAGAAGAACAAGAAAUCCUACCCUCAAGUCAAAAUUUGCAACUAUGUGGGACCUGCAAAGGUUAUUGUUCAGUUGGUCACAAAUGGAAAAAAUAUCCACCUGCACGCCCACAGCCUGGUGGGCAAACACUGUGAGGACGGGAUCUGCACUGUAACAGCAGGACCCAAGGACAUGGUGGUUGGCUUUGCAAACCUGGGAAUACUUCAUGUGACUAAGAAAAAGGUAUUUGAAACACUGGAAGCACGGAUGACAGAGGCGUGUAUAAGGGGCUAUAACCCUGGACUUCUGGUGCAUUCCGACCUUGCCUAUCUACAAGCAGAAGGUGGAGGAGACCGUCAACUCACAGACAGAGAGAAGGAGAUCAUCCGCCAGGCGGCUCUGCAGCAGACAAAGGAGAUGGACCUGAGCGUGGUGCGCCUCAUGUUCACAGCCUUUCUGCCUGACAGCACUGGCAGCUUCACUCGGAGACUGGAGCCUGUGGUAUCAGAUGCCAUCUAUGACAGCAAAGCGCCCAAUGCAUCGAACCUGAAAAUUGUGAGAAUGGACAGAACAGCAGGAUGUGUGACCGGAGGGGAGGAAAUUUAUCUUCUCUGUGACAAGGUUCAGAAAGAUGACAUCCAGAUCCGGUUUUAUGAAGAGGAAGAAAAUGGUGGAGUUUGGGAAGGAUUUGGGGACUUUUCCCCCACAGAUGUUCACAGACAGUUUGCCAUUGUCUUCAAAACUCCAAAGUAUAAGGAUGUCAACAUUACAAAACCAGCUUCCGUAUUUGUGCAGCUUCGGAGGAAAUCUGACUUGGAAACUAGUGAACCAAAACCCUUCCUCUAUUACCCUGAAAUCAAAGACAAAGAGGAAGUACAGAGGAAACGCCAGAAGCUCAUGCCCAACUUCUCGGACAGUUUCGGCGGCGGCAGUGGAGCCGGAGCCGGUGGUGGAGGCAUGUUCGGUAGUGGCGGUGGUGGAGGGAGUACCGGAAGUCCUGGCCCAGGAUAUAGCUUCCCGCACUAUGGAUUUCCUGCCUACAGUGGGAUCACAUUCCAUCCUGGAGCCACUAAAUCCAAUGCUGGGAUCACCCAUGGAACCAUAAACACAGAUUCUAAAAGUGACCCUAAAUAUUGUGACAAGAGUGAUGACAGGGAGACUCUAAAUCUCUCUGGGAAGGAAAUAGAACAAGAUGAGGAGUCUGGAGUGGCCGUGCCCAGCACAAAGACUGGUACACUCACACUGGCAUCCCCCGUGGAAGACAAGGAGCCGGGUACUGGGUUUCAGGAUCACCUCUUCCUUGAGAAGGCCCUGCAGCUUGCCAAGCAGCAUGCCAACGCCCUUUUCGACUAUGCAGUGACAGGAGACGUGAAGAUGUUGCUGGCCGUGCAGCGCCACCUCACCGCGGUGCAGGAUGAGAACGGGGACAGCGUCUUACACUUAGCCAUCAUCCACCUUCAUGCUCAGCUCGUGAGGGAUCUGCUAGAAGUCACGUCUGGUUUGAUCUCAGAUGACAUCAUCAACAUGAGAAAUGAUCUGUAUCAGACACCUUUGCACUUAGCCGUCAUCACCAAGCAGGAAGACGUGGUGGAGGACUUGCUGAGGGUUGGGGCUGACAUGAGCCUUCUGGACCGCUGGGGUAACUCUGCUCUGCACCUAGCCGCCAAAGAAGGACAUGACAAAAUCCUCAGUGUCCUACUCAAGAGCAGAAAAGCAGCACUCCUUAUUGACCGUCCCAACGGAGAAGGUCUAAAUGCCAUCCACAUAGCCGUGAUGAGCAAUAGCCUGCCAUGUCUGCUGCUGCUUGUGGCUGCUGGGGCAGAAGUCAAUGCUCAGGAGCAGACGUCUGGGCGUACAGCACUGCACCUGGCCGUGGAGUAUGACAACAUCUCGUUGGCUGGCUGCCUGCUUCUGGAGGGUGAUGCUGACGUGGACAGUACAACCUACGACGGGACUACGCCUCUACAUAUAGCGGCUGGAAGAGGCUCCACCAGACUGGCAGCGCUUCUCAAAGCAGCAGGAGCAGACCCCCUGGUGGAGAACUUUGAGCCUCUCUAUGACCUGGACGACUCUUGGGAGAAGGCUGGAGAAGAUGAGGGUGUGGUGCCUGGCACCACACCCCUGGAUAUGGCUGCCAACUGGCAGGUAUUUGACAUACUAAAUGGGAAACCAUAUGAGCGGGUGUUCACAUCGGACGAUAUACUGCCACAAGGAGACAUGAAGCAGCUAGCAGAAGACACGAGGCUGCAGCUUUGUAAGCUGCUGGAAACUCCUGAUCCAGACAAAAACUGGGCCACUCUGGCUCAGAAGUUAGGGCUGGGGAUUCUGAGUAAUGCCUUCCGGCUGAGUCCUGCUCCCUCUAAAACGCUUAUGGACAACUAUGAGGUCUCUGGGGGCACCAUCAAAGAACUGAUGGAGGCCUUGCGACAGAUGGGCUACACAGAGGCCAUUGAAGUGAUCCAGGCAGCCUUCUGCACCCGGGAAACCACAGACUCCAGCCCCGUGAUCACUGCUCAGGCCCACUCGCUGCCUCUCUCCUCUUCCUCCACAAGGCAGCACAUAGAAGAGCUCCGGGACAGCGACAGUGUCUGUGACAGUGGUGUGGAGACCUCCUUCCGCAAACUCAGCUUUACCGAGUCUUUGACUGGAGACAGCUCACUGCUAUCUCUGAACAAAAUUCCCCACAAUUAUGGGCAGGAAGGACCUAUAGAAGGCAAAAUUUAGCCUGCUGCAGUUCCCCGCACCGUGUAAACCAAAGCCCUGAAAUUCCAUUGCAUCGUUCCAAAGGAGGAAGGCGAAGGGCAUCCGAAGGUGCUGGAGGAUUGCCGGCCUGCUGACUCAUUCUUGAUUGCGUUCAAGGCCUUCUGAAUUUGGCUUCCUUUCCUGGUUCUGAAAUGAAUUUUAGUUGUCACAUUCAGACGGUGUCUAGCAGUCACAGCACUCAGCUGCGCUGCAGUGCGGCUUGGGGUAUGGUGGCUUGAGCUUAUCCAGCUGCUGCUGGAUUCCACGCGCUUCCUGUUGCUGCUGCCCCUCUGUGGUCCCUGCUGUCAUUAAAAGGUGUCCCCACCUGCUGUUCUUCCUAGCCAUCUACAGUAUAUUUGUGCGUUCAAAUUAAUAUUAAGAAAACAUAUUUUUAAAUGAGUAACGUGAUGCGCAAUAAAAAAAAGACAUUGCUUUUUCUAAUGUGGUUUAUCUGUGAUUUAAAAAAAAAACACAUGAACUUAACAAUAUUUAAAACAUACUACAAUCAGCGCUGAAUAUAGUAUUUUACCCCUUUUUUGCAUUUUACUAUUGUAAAUAUGUUUUCUAAAUCAAAUACUUUAAAAGAAAAAAAUGUUGGAUUUAUAAAUGCUAUUUUUUAUUUUACUUUUAUAAUAAAAGG
This is a messenger RNA of Psammomys obesus (fat sand rat), 3779 nucleotides long. RefSeq names its product nuclear factor kappa B subunit 1 (gene Nfkb1). Gene Ontology annotation, biological process: regulation of transcription by RNA polymerase II; cellular response to stress; innate immune response. The transcript is spliced from 25 exons. The coding region runs from base 203 to 3121 and encodes 972 amino acids. Gene Ontology annotation, cellular component: cytoplasm. NCBI's taxonomy places the organism in Eukaryota, Metazoa, Chordata, Mammalia, Rodentia, Muridae. The record is from RefSeq and is a predicted model, not a curated record. Gene Ontology annotation, molecular function: RNA polymerase II cis-regulatory region sequence-specific DNA binding; protein binding; DNA-binding transcription factor activity, RNA polymerase II-specific.